UGGAUUUUGGAUGUUAACUAAUAUGAAGUUUUGCUGACAGUUUUGAGAGAGAUGGAAGAGAAACGGGCAAAAAUAAGAGAGAAAUGAGAAUUAAAGAAUAUGAGUGAGAGAGUGCGUGUAGCAGAGAGAGAGAGACAGAGAGAGACAGAGACAGAACAGUGGCUUUUAUGGUUUUAAGCAGAAUUGUGAAAAUAUGUAUAUUUUGGAAACUGAUGCGUAAGAACUAUGCCAGUGUCUGAAGUUUUGUUUCUAGGAUAUUUGGCUUUAUAUGUACAAGUCAGUGAGAGACUGGCAAUAAUGUGUGUGUGUGUGUUUGUGUGUGCACAUAUGAGUUAGGCACAGACUUGGAGCUCUCACUGUUAUAAGUAGAAUUUAUGAGUUAUGUGUAUGUUUGUGAAAGUGCAGACUGUGCAGAGUUGUGGUGUGUAAAGAUUUAUUUUGUGAUAAUUUGACUCUGUAUGUGAGUCGGUGAGAGAGCUGUGGUAUUGAUUGAUUGUAUAUAUUUGUGUGUGUGUGUGUGUGUGUGUGUGUGUGUGUGUGUGUGUGUGCUGGGUUAUCACUGCCCCUGAGUCUUGGCUCACUGUCCCGUGGGCCAGGGGAGCAGAUGGCCAGGAGAGCGAGGGAUGAGGAGAAGCAGUUUAGAAAUGGAAAUAGAGGGAUGAGAGAGGGCUAAUAGCGAGACACAGAGAGAACAAAAGAGGAAGGGAGAAAAUCACCGAGGGUGGAGUUUGGAUUUACACUUUUGUCAGUGUGCUCACAACAGCAGUAUUCAUGUGAUAUGUCAAAUUACUGAAACAAAGAAUUGUGGUGAGCACCUGCGGCUCUGUCCUCAGGACUACACCUGCUGCUCCAGUCAGAUGGAGGAGACACUGGCUCUGCAGAGCGAAAGGGACUUUCUUAAGGGAAUUGAAGACACCAGCCAGUUCUUGUUGACCACCUUUACCCAGAGACACCGCAAGUUUGACGAGUUCUUCAGGGAGCUCAUCGACCUGUCAGAGAAAUCUAUGAACCAGAUGUUUACAAAGACUUACGGCUGGCUCUUCACCCAGAACGCACACGUCUUCCAGGAACUUUUUGUGGAGCUUCGCAGAUAUUAUUCUGGGGGCAGUGUGAGUCUAACAGAGGUUCUCUCAGAGUUCUGGUCUCGACUGGUGGAGCGGGUCUUCUCUCUGGUCAACCCUCAGUACCAGUUUAGUGAAGACUACCUGGAGUGUGUGAGCAAACAUGCUGAACAGCUGCAGCCGUUUGGAGAUGUGCCCCGCAAACUGCGCGUACAAGUGUCCAGGGCGUUCAUUGCAGCCAGAGCACUGGCUCAGGGCUUGGCCACUGGUCGGGAUAUUGUCAACAAAGCAUCAAAGUUGACUCCAGGUUCAGAGUGUGUGCGAGCCCUGAUGCGUCAGUGGUACUGCCCUCUGUGUCGAGGCAUGCCCUCCCUGCGCCCCUGCCACUCCCUCUGCCUUAACGUGAUAAAGGGCUGCCUAGCCAAUCAGGCCGACCUGGACACCGAAUGGAACAACUUCAUCGAUGCUUUGUACCAGGUAUCAGAGAAGUUGGAGGGGCCAUUCAACAUGGAGCUUGCAGCUGACUCCAUCUCUGUCAAAGUAUCGGAGGCCAUCAUGCACAUGCAGGAAAACAGUGUCAGCAUCUCCACUAAGGUGUUCCAAGGCUGUGGGAGCCCCAGGCCAGUGCCGGCACGGUCUAAACGCUCACCCAAAGAACCCGGGGGCAACAGGAGGCCGUUCCGCACCUACAGCCCUGAGGAGAAACCAACCACAGCUGCAGGGACCAACCUGGAUCGACUGGUUACUGAGCUAAAGGAACGACUGCGGCCCAUGCGGGGCUUCUGGGUGUCCCUCCCACACACCAUCUGCAAUGAUGAGAGGAUGGCUGCCGACGUCACUAAUGAAGACCGCUGCUGGAACGGGCAGACCCGGGGGAGGUACCUCCCGGAUGUGACAGGCGAUGGGCUGGUCAGCCAGAUCAACAACCCUGAGGUGGAGGUGGACAUUGCCAGGCCAGACGUGAGGACCAGGCAGCUGAUCAUGGAGCUGCGGGUGGCCACCAACAAACUGAGACACGCUCAGACCGGACAGGACCCGGACUUCAUGGACAGUGAGGAGGGCAGUGGCUCAGGGGGUGGAGAUCGAGGUGAGAGGUACAGUGAUGACUGGCCAGGCUACGGGCCGUAUUCCCCGCCUCACAACAAGCCUCCUCGUAACCCCGCCUCCAGCCCUGGGAAGCCUCCUCGCGUCCGAGAAAGAAACGGCUCCAAGUGGAACAGGAACAACGGCCAUGGACGAGUAAAAUCUGCCACCAGUGGGCCUGCAUUCGCCUCGCCCCCCUUGUUGUCUUUGUCUGUCAUGGUCACUGUCGCCACCAUGUGGAGAUAGCUGGUUACUGCAGCCUGGAGUUCAUCCAUGGUGGUGAGGUUGAAGGGAAUUAUUGGUAGUGGUGGAGUCCUAAGCACAUUAAAAAAAAAAAAAAAAUCUAUUUGGUUACACCAGCAUAAAUGAGACAAAAUAAUGUUGAGUCUGAAAAGUAACUUGGGGCCAAAUUUGUUGUUUUACAGGUUAGCAAUAAUCAAAAACCUGUUUAUUGCACAAAAUAUUAUUGGUUAUACUGAAUAUUUUUCUGACUGUCCAAGCCGAAAGUGAGGUACUGCAAGCCAUCAUAUUCAUUUAUUGAAAAAAAAAAAAAAAAAAAAGAAUUCUUAAUUGCUACCAGUACCACUAAGCACAAUUCAUGAUGCUGUAAAGCACUUGAAUGUACUGAGGAACUGUCUAGCAGUUAGGAAAUGAUGAGAAAUGGGGAAACCGUGAAGCUUUUUGAGUCUUGACUGAGUCCGUUGCUGAAAGCUGCGCUGUCCCAGACCACAAGAAAUAUACUGUGUUGGAUGUUGUAUGUGUUGGAGAAAAGAGAGAGGAAAAGUCCUGCAGUGGCAAAAUUAACUAGGAGCAUGUCUGGUUAUUGGAGUUUACAUUCUCAUGGCUUGGUGAGCUGUGGGUUUUCCGAUUAUUUGUGUGUAUCAUUUCAGUGAACAACUGAUUUGAUUUGAAUGUGUUCAUCCCCCUCUUUCUCAUAAAAUUGUUAAUUAAUUGAAUUAAGUGAUCCCAUAUGAGCAAUAACAUUGGAUUUUAUCAGUCUAAACCCUCAUAUCUUGAGAUGGGAAUUAAAAAUCAGACUUUGGUAACGAAUACAGGUCAACAUUUUAACUCUUGAAACUUCACAAGGCGUUAAUUUGGAAAGUUUUUAAAGCCAGACUUCAGUUUGGGUUAUCUCUUACAUCAUGGGGUUGAUCCAUGUAAUAUAUUGAUGCCUUUAAUUUAUUUCUAAUAUUGUAAUAUGUCAUUAUUUUUAUUGUAUUAUUAUGAUUUUUGAUGCAAGAUUUGGUCUAAGUGAUCUUCUGAAACUUCUAAAAGAAGUGAGUGGCCCUUAUUAGUUCAAUCAGCAUUUUAUCUGUAACUUUCUCUGGAAAAAAAGAAAAAAGGUUUCACUUGAUUUUUCAUGUAAGCCAUUAUUUAAAAAUGUUCUUAAGUCAGUCACAUCAAAAACACUUAAUUCUGGUGUGAUAUUGGGCUAUAAUAUUUUAUUCUCUGGUAUUUUGAGUCGGUCUUAACCAGAGCAGAGGAGGCGCUGUGUGUGUGUGUGUGUGUGUGUGUGUGUGUGUGUGUGUGUGUGUGUGUGUGUGGGAUGGUUUUAUAUUUGUUGUACAUUCUGCUUUCAAGUGACAAGGUUCAAAAGUUUUGUUGAGAAGAUGGCAGGACAUUUUUUAAUUGUGCGCUUUUGUACUUAUUUUUCCUAAGAACAAGAACUGAUAACGAAAACGUGUUUGAGUCCGUGAUGGAAACUAAACGAUGAGUAUGGAAACACGAAACAUUGUGAGAAAUUGAGACACAAUGGCUCUUUAUUUCCAUAUGACUGAUGAUCAUGUGUUUUGACAAAGAAAAUCGAAGAAUGUUGAUGACAAAAAAAAGCUGAAAGUUGGUAGAGACUGGCAUCGGCAAAGAUGCCUGACGCAAAGACUGUACAAAUGUUGUGCAAGGACACUUUCCGAUGAAUGAGCGAUUGUGAUAUCCCUCGGUGGUGACAGAAUUACAUUUCUAGUCAAUCAGGCUGUUAGCCCUGUACAGUACAUAGACUAGUAAGGGUUUCAUUCUAAAACAGAUCCAAAUUUGCAAAAAUAUGUUACCUAUUUUCAUUACUCGGUAUUUAAAGAACAAAGAUGAUUGCACCCUCAAAAAUGGCACUACUUUGUAUAUAAUAAGUUAAAUACAGGUAAAACUUAAUUAUUAUCAUUAAUCCGUGAUUCAUGCCAGCGGUCAUGUUGUCAGAGUCUGUGUGUGUCAAACUUCAAAGGGUGGAUAUCUCCUUUUGGAAUGAAACUCUUCAAGUCAGUAGAGUCACGAUGAAUGUAUGAGAUGUCAAGUACAAAAAACAGUACUGCACACUGCACAACAACAAAAGGAAAAAAAAAAAACAACAACAGUAUUUCAAAAGUGACAGUAUUAUAAUCACAUGUGCAUUCAAUGAUCAAAAUACAUAAAAAAAAAAAAUGUAGGUGGUGGUUGUGUUACCACAGUAUUCCAUCCAUUGAAUAUCAGGUAAACUGUUCUUUAAUGUGA
Molecule: messenger RNA, 4622 nt
Organism: Myripristis murdjan (pinecone soldierfish)
Lineage: Eukaryota; Metazoa; Chordata; Actinopteri; Holocentriformes; Holocentridae
Gene: gpc2
Product: glypican 2
Exons: 11
Coding region: 858-2390 (510 amino acids)
Biological process (GO): regulation of signal transduction; smoothened signaling pathway; regulation of protein localization to membrane
Cellular component (GO): extracellular region; plasma membrane; cell surface
Source: RefSeq, a predicted model, not a curated record